Prorocentrum cordatum is the source of this 3299-nucleotide messenger RNA. Lineage: Eukaryota; Dinophyceae; Prorocentrales; Prorocentraceae. The record is from the annotation of a GenBank genome assembly.
AGCCAGCGGGAGCCGCAGGGGUGCCGCUGGGGAAGGCGGCGCGGCCUCCCGCUCGGCGGUGCUGCCGUCAUGCGGAUGCGCCGCCUGGCCCCGCUGCAUGCCGAUGCGGGGGCCCAGGCUGCCCGUGCCGCAUCGGGGACGGAAACGCGGACGGACACGCGGGAGCCCCCGCCGGCGCCAGGCGCCGUGCCUGGGGCUGACGCCGCCGCGCGGGACGUCUCCGGGAUCCUGCAGGACGACCUCCCGCUGGCGGUCGACACUUUCCUGCAGGCCGCCUCUGAGAUCGAGACGGCCGAAGCCCUGGCGACCCCGGCAGCCGCCUCGCGGGCGCUCGGCCCCUCGGCGCGCCUGGACCAGACCGCGCGGCGGCUCCGCGACGCCUCGUGGCGCUGCCCGCUGGGGGCGGAUGCUGCGGAGUGCCUGGCCGCGGUCAUGAGCCCGGUGCUGCCAGAGCUGCAGAGAGUGGUGACGCUGGUGGGGGGCGUGGACGCGCGGUCGCUCCGGGAGAGCGGCGCCGCCGCCGUGCUGCUGUCUGCCGCCACCCUCGGCCUGAGGAUGUCCGCGCUCUACUGCGCGCUGGCCAGCUGCCUGGGCGCGCCCGUGGCGCUGAUCGUCGAAGAGAUCGGCAUCGCCAUCGUUCGCUGCCUGAAGCACUGCGUGAGGGAAGUGGUUGCCCCGCUUUUCGGCGCCGCUGAGGGGGGCCGACGCGGCGGCGGCGCACAGGCGGCGCAGCGAGCGGAAGCGGCCUCCGAGGCUGAUCAGUGCAGCAACGCGGAGCUGUUCAGUGCCGCCGCCGACGCGAUGCACGGUCUCCACGAGUUUCUGUCGAGGCACUCCCUGGGAGACGACCAGCUCCACCAGCUGAUUCACAUGGCGGUUGGCGUGUUCUUCUUCCAGGAGCCUUGCUUCCGGCUCUGCGCGGAGGCCGAGGAGCUGCUGUGCACGAUCUUCGGGCGCCGAGAGGACCUGCGGUCCUCGGUCGUGUCCGAGCUCCUGCAGAUGGUGCCGAAGCUCCCCAGCGGGAGGCGCGCCCGGCGGUUCCAGCUGCCCGUGUCCGAUGACAGCCCCGACUCCGGCCUGUCAGUGUGGACGCAUCUGCUGCUGAGGUUGACGCAGUGCACCUGCCUGCCCCUGCGCGAGCCGUUGGGGGCCACCACGGAGCCCGACCUUGCGGUCGUCCUCGGCCGGCGCAGUGCGGCUCAGAUGGCCAUCGUCCAGCUGACCAGCGGGCUGAUUCAUCGGCUGCUGCUCACGCGCUCGCGCGACGACGAGGUGCGGGCGGUCCUCGACGAGCUGGUGGACGAACUUCUGCUGGUCGCCUACAAGCCACCCUGGCCUGGUGCGCCAGCGCUGCUGCGCACGCUCACGCAGCAGCUGAUAGGUAUAGUCCAGCCGGAGAAGAAGAAGGUGUCCACGGACGCCCUCGCGCGAGAGUACGCGCUGAAACUGAUGAGCAAGGUGCUUACGCGGCUCUGGCACCACCACGUAGAGGCCGAGAAGGCCUGCAUCAGGCUGCCGGCGUGGACCACGCCGCCUGAGCAGGUGCCGCGGGACGAGCGCCUGAUGCAGCACAUCGCCCUGCGGGUGUCCAUGGAGGACGGCCGUGAGAUGCCUUGGACAGCAGCGGCGAAGGCUGUGAGGGCCUGGGAUGCAGAGCUGCUCCUCUCGACCACAGACGAGGACCAGUCGGGCCUCUGUAGCUUCACCGAUGACAUCGUCUUCAGGUACCUGGUCAUGGCCCACCUGGAGGACGAGAGGUCGGUGCCAGCACGAUGCCCCCCAGUGGAGCGCGGGGGCUCGGUGUCGUUGUCCGCCUGCGUGCUCCCCGCAGGCCAUCCUAUCCACGCCUGGAGCUUCCUGGUCUGUGACUGGGCCGAGGCGUCCGCGAGGGCGCACAGGCAGCGCUCGGCGGAACUCGGGGACGACCCGCGGAAGGCUGGCAAGGCCAAGAGCAAGGUUGGCCAGGACUCCGCCCUGGAGCGCUUCCUGGCGUGUGGCUGGGUGUCCCGGACGCUGCUGAGCGGUGAGGGGAGCAGCUGGCGCAGCGCGGGUGGCCGCAGGGUCCUGAUGCCAUUCGCCGUCUACAAGGCUUACCGCCAGCUCCGCGACGCCGAGUUCGAAGGUCUGCGCAAGGCGGCCCUGGACUGCAUCGUCGUCCAGGCGAAUGGCCCUGCGGCCUCCAUGCGCAAGUCGGCCGUAAGAGCACUCAGCGAUGUCAUCGACAUCGACGGCGCCGUGCUGUCGAUGAAGCCGGUGGAGGAGACCAUCGACAUGCGCCUCAGGGACGAGUCCGCCUGGGUGCGCCAGGUCAGCCUCGACGUGCUCGGGCGCACCCUUGAGGCCGGCAUGGAGCCGGCGGUGCAGGAGGGCGCGGCGCCGCCGGUGCUGAGGGGCGAGGAUAGCAGGACCGCCUCGGUCAGCGCGAUGCUCCUGCGGUUCCACAAGACGGUCCGCGGUCGGGUUCACGACACCUCGGUGCUGGUGCGCAGGCAGGCGUCCAAGAUCUUGAGCGCCUUCGUGCUCAACCAUCCUGGGCACCCAGACGUCAUCGAGGUGGCCCUGGACCUGCUCCGGCGGUGCAGCGACUCCGAGGCGCUGAGGAACCUGGUGCUGGGCACGUUCGAGCUCCUGUGGUUCAUGGAGGAGGAGCCCACGCGCGGCGCCGCCCUGCAGCUCGCGCGCGUGGUGGACGCCUCGCGCGGGGCGGAGUCUGGGCGCGGCGACGUGCUCGGCGAGCUGCUGCGGCGCUUCAGGAAGAACAUCGGCGCGCGGAAGGCCUCCAAAGGCUACGAGUUCGCGAUAAGGCGCUGGACAACGCUUUUGCUGAACGAGUUCGUGCACACCCACGGAGGCCCCGCCGACGGGCAGCAGGACAGGCCGAAAAAAAAGCUGAGGAUCAAGACGACGUCUUCGGACGGCAAGCUUGGGGAGGCGGAGGAGCGCUGGGUGCAGCGAAGGUCGCUCCUGUCCACUCUCGAGGCCUUCGCCGCCACCCAGCCGCGGGAGCUGGCCGUGCACCUGCGGCCCCUCAGCGUCUACCUGGCUCUGGAGGACGGCUCCUCCAACGAGGAGAGGUGGGUUGCCACGAAGGUGUGCCGGAUCCUGACCGCGGUGCUGCCGCACACGGCCGAGAAGCGGGGUCUGAUGGACCACAGGCAAGUGCAGCAGGACUUGCAGGCGCUUAUCAGAAAUCAGCCGUCCACCGGGGUGCACGAGGCUGUGUGUUGUCUUUGCCAGGUCAUCAAGUACGUCACUGGUGACUUGGGUCAGCUGCUUUCUCACCUGAAUGCCGCGGUGCC